AUGCCGCUCCCAGUCGCCGAACUCGUCACAUUCACCUCUACCGAGGCAUACCAGAAAGAUCAGAGCGUCCUCGGAGGGCUGCUGGAUCUCCUCAGCAAAGCCGAGGGGAGGAUCAGCACGUUUCACGGCCCAGAAGUCGAGGACCCGUCCAGAGCCUAUCUCUUCGUCCUGUGGCACGCCAUCGAGCAGCGGAUCGCGUUCACGAACGGACCCCUCGCCGCCAACCGCGAAAUACUCAAGCCCGCCUUCGGCGGCCCGCCCGAGAUGGUGCACGUCCACUUCGUGCAGGACCCCACGCCCGCGUUCGACGCGCCCGUCACGGAGGUCGCCGUGAUCACCAUCAAGCCGGGGCACACCAAGGAGCAGGUGGGCCCUCUGCUCGACCAGCUGACGAACUUCCGGACGGAGGGGCUCACGUUGUCCACGUGGGGGCCGAUGGUGGAGCGGGAGGACACGCUGUACAUUGCCGCCGGGUGGGAGUCGCUGGAGGCCCACCAGAAGUCGUAUGAGAGCGCGUCGGAGGAGUUCAUGAAGGUCAUAACGGCCAUCCGCGAUCGCGCGGAGCUCAAGAUCACCCACGGAAAGUUGAGGAAGUACGACUGAGCUUGUUGGCUCCCGAAGAUAAUGAUAUCAUUUGAAGGAAAACUUGUAUACUAGCACUACCCCCUGCUUAUUGCAUCCCUUCUUACCCCCCUCUCUUCGUGGUGAUGCUUGUUCAGGAUACUCUGUCUUCCCGCUACGCUUGCAGUGUCAAUCAUAUCUCAUUAGAUCGGAUCAUGCGCAUGGUCCAUUCAUCUAAGUAUCGUACCAAAACCUACAACCAAGAAACCAUUACACCACAUCCCCCGUCCGCGGGUCAUCAUUUUAAGUUGACAUCAUCCUCACGACGUCUGCACGCGCGCCUUGACCGCCUUCUCCAGCCCAAAGAACCGUCCCCGUUCUGCCUUCUUCGCCUGCCUCUCCCUCGUCUCCCGCUCGACCUCCUCGUCCGUGAGGUUCCCGCCAAACGAGUACCACGUC
Molecule: messenger RNA, 1020 nt
Organism: Gloeophyllum trabeum ATCC 11539
Lineage: Eukaryota; Fungi; Basidiomycota; Agaricomycetes; Gloeophyllales; Gloeophyllaceae
Exons: 4
Coding region: 1-603 (200 amino acids)
Source: RefSeq, a predicted model, not a curated record